Molecule: messenger RNA, 1572 nt
Organism: Miscanthus lutarioriparius
Lineage: Eukaryota; Viridiplantae; Streptophyta; Magnoliopsida; Poales; Poaceae
Source: the annotation of a GenBank genome assembly
AUGCGUCCAUCCGUUGAGAGCCCCAUGUACGCCAUGGAGGAGAGCACCGGAUACCUGCUGCCACCACUGCGUCUGCUCUUCGUCUUCUUCGCCUUCCUCGCGCAAUGCUGUGGUGCAAGAGUGCUGAGGCCAGAGAAGAUACUGCUUGGCCACUACUCUUACUACAGCACGCCGGUCAUGCCUCCCUACGCCGAGGUGUUCGCACCAACAAACCCCCAUCCUCCUCCUCCCGGCUCUCCCAACUGCGUCCUCACUCCGGACGCGCCGCCGCCUCCUCCGAAGGCGACCACCGUCCCGGCGCCGGCCUUCGUCUACUCGUCCCCGCCGCCGCCGGAUAUGGAAUACCCUCCGCCGUACAUCAGCCCAAGCCCACCAGAAAUCAGCCCAAGCCCGCCGCCCACGGUUGCGCCGCUCCCGCCCAUCGUUUACCCAAGCCCACCAGAAGUCACCCCCAGCCCACCAGAGGUCGCGCCGUAUCCCAGUCCCAGCCCACCGGAAAUCGCUCCGAGCCCUCCAGAGAUAGUGCCGAGCCCACCAGAAAUCUCACCGAGCCCACCAGAGAUCGCGCCGAGCCCACCGCCCACGGUUACGCCAUUCCCGCCCAUCGUUUACCCAAGCCCACCCGAAGUCACGCCCAGCCCACCAGAGGUCGCGCCGUAUCCCAGUCCCAGCCCCCCCGAAAUCUCGCCGAGCCCACCGGAGAUCUCACCGAGCCCGCCGGAAGUCGCACCGAGUCCACCGGAGAUCUCGCCAAGCCCACCGAGCUACGAACCAACGCCGCCAAGCAUUGUGCCGAGCCCACCGGAGUACGCGCCAGAGCCACCAACCUACGUCCCAAGCCCGCCGGAGUACGCGCCAGAGCCACCAUCCUACGUCCCAAGCCCGCCGGAGUACGCACCGGAGCCACCGACGUACGUGCCGAGCCCACCGGCGUACUACGCGCCGGAGCCGCCGACGUACGUGCCGAGCCCGCCAGAGUAUGCACCAGAGCCGCCGACGUACGUGCCGAGCCCGCCAAUCUACGCGCCGUAUCCGCCCGGGAUCAUCCCGAGCCCUCCGGAGUACGCGCCGGAACCGCCUGGGAUCGUCCCGAGCCCGCCGGAGUACGCGCCAGAACCACCUGGGUUCGUCCCGAGCCCGCCGGAGCACGCGCCGGAGCCGCCGGGGGCCGUGCCUGGCCCGCCAGAGUUCGCGCCGGAGCCGCCGGGGGCCCCGGCCGUCCCCUCCCCGGGAGGCGGCUUCCUGCCGCCGGUGGUGUUCCCGCCCCCGUUCGCGACGCCGUCGCCGCCGGGGACGACGGGCUCGGAGUGGUGCGUGGCGAAGCCGUCGGUGCCGGACCCCAUCGUGCAGCAGGCCAUGGACUACGCCUGCGGCUCGGGGGCGGACUGCGACUCAAUCCUGCCGUCGGGCCCGUGCUUCCGGCCGGACACCAUGCUGGCGCAUGCCUCCUACGCCUUCAACAGCUACUGGCAGCGCACCAAGGCCAAUGGCGCCACCUGCGACUUCGGCGGCACCGCCAUGCUCAUCACCAAGGACCCCAGCUAUGGUGGCUGCCACUACAUUUUGAUGUGA